This is a messenger RNA of Pogona vitticeps (central bearded dragon), 2718 nucleotides long. Lineage: Eukaryota; Metazoa; Chordata; Lepidosauria; Squamata; Agamidae. The record is from RefSeq and is a predicted model, not a curated record.
CUGGCCGGCGGUCCUGAGUCCCUCCUGAGGGGCGGAGUUGGCUCGCCUCUCCCCCCCCCUUUGCCCUGCCCUGCCCUGGAAAAGCAGCCGCCGGCGCUCUCCGCCUCGGGGUGGCCUUCAGCAGCAUGGAGACCGGCUGCGGCCCCCUCCUCGCCUCCCACCUCCAGGAAGGCCCCUUCAGCUGCCCCAUCCCUCGACGNUGCCUCGACGCCCUGAAGGACCCCGUCACCACUCCCUGCGGCCACAACUUCUGCUUGAGCUGCCUCGAGGCCCACAGGCACCACCCGGCGGCGGCGGCGGCGGGCGUCUCCGGCGGCGGGCAAGGCACCUCCCGCUGCCCCCUCUGCCAGGAACCCUUCCCGGCCGACCUCCAGCUCCGUAAGAACCACACCCUGGCCGAGCUCUUGCAGUUCCGUCAGCCCGCCUCCGCCGCCCCGAGGAGCCCGGGCUCGGCUAGGAUGUCUCCCGAGGAGGAGGCGUCGGAGCCGCGCGCUGCCGAGGACAACCCCGACGCCGGCCGGCCGGCGGGAGAGGCCGAGGCUAGUCCGGCCCCGCGCCCGGAGGUGCUCUGCGACUUCUGCACGGGCGAGGAGCGGGCCGAGGCGGCGCAGUCGUGCCUGGUGUGCUUGGCCUCCUUCUGCGCCCCUCACCUGCAGCCUCAUCUCAAAAGCCCCGCGUUCCAGGGCCACCGGCUGGUGCCGCCCUUGCGGCGCAUCGAGGAGAGCCUCUGCAAGCUGCACCUCAAGCCCUUGGAGAGCUUUUGCCGCACCGACCGGAGCUGCAUCUGCCAGCUGUGCCGGGCUCAGGACCACCGGACGAUCGUCAUAGCUCAGAAGCACCCCACGCAUGCUCAGAGGCACAUUCUCCUUGCAGCAGACAUUCUGUGGCCGAUUCUUGAGAGAAAAAGUACCCCUGGUGAGCCCUGGCUAAGGUUUGGUGGUGGGAGUCCUGCUGAAUUUGGACAGCAGGGAAUGAAAUUUGCCAAGAGAUAUAUGGACAGAGAAAUGACAAGUUUCAACUGCACUGAAACUCGAGACAGUUGUAUUAACAGUCAGUGGAGUUCUAAGCAGGUCUGUUCGGAAGCCCAGAGACCAAAACUUCUGAACAGUGUUGAGAAUCAGUUGGAUGAACUUGGAGUCCUUAUUGCACAGACGAGGAGGACAGUGGACCUUAUCAAAGGUACAGCUGAGAAAGAGAAGGUGAAGGUCAGCAAACUCUUUGCUGAGACCGCCCAGGUCCUGGCAGCCUUUCAGAAGGAAGUCCUUGGGUUCAUUGAAGAUGGUGAAAGAGCCAUGCUGAGUGGCGCCGAAGAAGAGCUGCGGCAGAAGGAGGAGAGGCGUGCCACCCUGACCAAAUGCCGGCAGAACCUUGAAAAGGUCCCCAGCACAGACACCAUCUCUUUCCUGCAGGAGUUCCAGGCACUGAAAAUAGCUGCUGAAGAGAAAAUCUUUCCAUCUACAGGCUUCCCUAAAGAGCUGAGUUUUAUCAAAUCCAGCCAGGCCGUGUUUGCUGUCAAGGAGGUGCUAGGGAACGUUUGCAAGAACUACUGGGACCAGCUCUCCGGAAAAGGAGACGAUGGGCCUGUUCUUUACGGGAUGCCAGAAGUGACCCUGGGGCCCCAGAUUCCUGAAAAAACUACUAACGCUGCCUGUUUGGAGUCACGUGACUAUUUUCUCAAGUUUGCUUUCAUCAUUGACUUGGACAGCGACACGGCGGACAAGUUCAUCCAGCUCUUUGGCACCAAGGGGGCCAAACGUGUGCUGACUCCCAUUGCCUACCCAGAGAGCUCAACGCGGUUCAUCAACUGCGAGCAGGUGCUGGGGGAGAACCUCAUGAACCGCGGCAACUGUUACUGGGAAGUGGAGAUCAUUGAUGGCUGGGUGAGCAUCGGGGUCAUCACCGAAGAUUUUAACCCACAGGAGUCCUAUGAGAAGGGCCGCCUGGGCAGGAACGACAAGUCCUGCUGCCUGCAGUGGAACGGGCAGAACUAUGUUGCUUGGUUCGGUGGCUUUGACUGUGUGAUAGAGCAGUCUUCCUUCUUCCACACCAUUGGGGUCUACCUGGAGUAUUCUGAGAAGGCCCUGACAUUCUUCGGAGUCAAGGAUGCCAAGAUGACGUGCCUGCAGCAGUUCAAAGUGGCUCGCUUCAAAAAGGGCCUCUUCGACCCCUUCCAGAAUAAGAUCAACCACCAGUUUCCAGCGCUCUUUACCCACAACCUUAAACCAGCCUUUUUCCUUGAAAGUGUGGAUGCCCACAUGCAACUUGGGCCUUUAAAGAAAGACUGCGUCUCAGUGCUGAAGCGACGAUAAUGGGCUCAGUGUAUGGGAAGAAUUCAGCAACCGUUACAAUGAGACCUCUUCUUGGAGCUGUGUAGCACCUCAAAGAAUCAGGACUGUGAACGUUGUCCUUCACAUUGCUGUUACUCCCUAAAUAAUUUCAUAGGUAUUGUUGAAAAUAGUGGACAUUUUCAGUGGUCACCUUUAUAUUCCUCUAGUUUUUAGUCAUGGGCUGUUGAUCUUAAGGCUUGUUCAUCUACAGCCUAAUGCCGAGAUCUAAGCUUGUUUGCCUUUCACCUGACGUUUUGAAUCACUGUGUGUCUCCUUCGAGGUAUGCUCACUAGUAUCUGUAGAAGGAGUGGAGAAAAAUAGUCCUUCUAGAUCUCCUUUGUGAUCCAGAAUCACCAGAUCUGGAGUGUGAAUGUCUGAUUUUUUUGUUGUU